CAGAAAUAGCGGUAGAUUGAUACGUACAAAGCCACUGUGCAACAAGGCCUGCUACCUCGGGUACGUCGGUGAGGUUACCGUAUUCCUACCUCAAACGUGUUGACAAGAUAACAGUGUUACUGGCCAGGUUCUCAUGAUGCAGAAUGUUCCAUUUCAAAAGGAAUUGUAAAGCUCACAGACUUCUUCUGUUCAUACAAGUGAACAUUUCAAGCAGAAAAGCCUGAUGCGCCAUUUCUUUGCAUCUCUACAGCUCAGCCGAAUUGCAGUGGAGAAAGCAAGGUAACCAUGGCGGAGGAGGAGGACGACUAUGCACCGCUGGAUAAAUCUGGACUUGUUGCAGGGAAGGUGGAUUGGAAAGGAAAAGCUGCUCGGAAGGAUAAGCAUGGCGGAAUUUACGCUUCUGCAAUGAUUCUAGGCGUUUUUGGAUUUGAAGGCGUUGUGAUAAUUUCUCUGGCGAGCAAUCUGGUGACGUACUUCAAUGGCGUGAUGCAUUUGGACAUGGCCGACGCCGCCAACCAGCUGUCCAACUUCAUGGGCACCAAUAACAUGCUCACCGUCCUCGUCGCCGUCGUCGCCGACGCCUACGUCGGCAGAUUCACUGCCAUUCUCGCCGCCGCCGCCGUCGAGUUCUUAGGAGUCGGACUGCUCGGACUUCAGGCGCACCUCCCCAGCCUAAAACCGCCGCCGCUCUGCGGCGGCGCCGAUCCUAACUCCGGCUGCGAACCGGUCGGCGGAGCUAACGCCGCCUUCCUGUUCACAGCACUUUACUUGGUGGCGCUCGGCUCCGGCGGCGUGAAGGCCGCCCUGCCUGCGCACGGCGCCGAUCAGUUCGACGAGAAUGAUCCGAUUGAGGCCACACAGAAAUCAAGCUACUUCAAUUGGAUACUGGUUUCCGCCAUGAUCGGAAAUUUGAUCGGCGUAACCGCCAUUGUUUACAUCCAGUACAACAGAGGUUGGGACGUGGCGUUCGGCGUCUGCGCACUGUCGAUGCUCGCCGGAAUCGGAAUUCUCGUCGCCGGACUUCCGUGGUACAGAAUCCACGCCGUUAAUGGCAGCAACGUUUUGCUAGAAAUCAUUAGUGUGUUCGUGGCCGCCAUUAACAACCGGAGGCUGAAGCUUCCCGACGACCCCAACAAAUUGCACGAGGCGAAGGAAGACGACGAGGAAGAACAUCUGCCUCACACCAACGCUUUCCCCUUCCUCGACAAGGCCGCCAUUAAAGGUUCGCCAUGGAAGCUCUGCACCGUCACGCAGGUGGAGAACGUGAAGAUCAUCUUAAACAUGGUGCCGGUGUUCGUCUGCACCGUCAUAAUGACUCUCUGUUUAUCUCAGCUACAAACCUUCUCCGUCCAGCAGGCGACCACCAUGAACCUAACCAUCGCCGCCGGCUUCAAAAUCCCGCCGGCGUCUCUUCCGGUGAUCCCCUUCAUCUCGCUCCUAAUCAUCACUCCAAUCUACGACCGCGUCCUCGUCCCUUACCUUCGGAAAGUCACCGGAAUUCCGACGGGGAUAUCCUAUCUCCAGCGCGUCGGGGUCGGCCUGUUUCUCGCCGUCGUGUCCAUGGCGGCCGCCGCCCUGGUGGAGGUAAAACGGCGGCGCGUGGCGUUUGAGAGCGGAUUGGUCGAUUCAGACCCUAAGCAGCAUCCGCUUCCGAUGAGCGUCUUCUGGCUGUCGUUUCAGUUCUUCGUGUUCGGCAUAGCCGAUCUGUUCACAUUUGUGGGGCUUAUGGAGUUCUUCUACUCCCAAGUCCCCGACGCCAUUAAAGCUGUCUCCGGGUGCUUCCUGUGGACAUCCAUGGCGCUCGGCUACUUCACGAGCACCAUUGUAGUGAAGGUUGUGAACCAGGCGACGAAGAAUUCGGGGAGGGGAAGGGGAUGGGUGGGCGGAAACAACAUUAACAGGAAUCGAUUGGAUCUGUUCUAUCUGCUGCUGGCGAUGAUCAGUUUCGUGAAUUUCUGUAUAUAUAUCCCGGUGGCGAAAAGGUAUGUGUACAGGAAAGAGAUCCGUACAGUUACAGUUACAGGCGGGAGGGAGAAGGAAGAAGGAGGUGAAGAAGCUUGAAGCCAUGGGAGAUCAAAAUUAAGUCCAUUAAUAUUAAUGCUAAGUAAUUUAUAUAAAUUUUUAAUAAUGUUUUGUUUUAUUGAUAUUAAAAUUUAGGGUCAAUAAUUUUUCUCAUAAAAUAUAAUAUU
Messenger RNA from Andrographis paniculata, 2189 nucleotides. Its product is annotated as ER lumen protein-retaining receptor A. The record is from RefSeq and is a predicted model, not a curated record. Bases 286 to 2061 code for a protein of 591 amino acids. Gene Ontology annotation, cellular component: cis-Golgi network; membrane; endoplasmic reticulum. The transcript has 5 exons. Gene Ontology annotation, molecular function: transmembrane transporter activity; ER lumen protein retrieval receptor activity. NCBI's taxonomy places the organism in Eukaryota, Viridiplantae, Streptophyta, Magnoliopsida, Lamiales, Acanthaceae. Gene Ontology annotation, biological process: transmembrane transport; protein retention in ER lumen; endoplasmic reticulum to Golgi vesicle-mediated transport.